Messenger RNA from Tricharina praecox, 348 nucleotides. RefSeq lists its product as uncharacterized. The record is from RefSeq and is a predicted model, not a curated record. Lineage: Eukaryota; Fungi; Ascomycota; Pezizomycetes; Pezizales; Pyronemataceae. The coding region runs from base 1 to 348 and encodes 115 amino acids. The transcript is spliced from 8 exons.
AUGGACCUCUGGCUCUGGCUCUGGGUGCCCGUCAGUGGUCAACUGGUAACUUGUAAGCUGCCGCCCAUCCCGGCAAUUAGUGCGGCGUAUGUACCGGAGGAGUUGUCGACUUUUGACGCGCCGAAAACAGCUCGUGAACGCCUGUCCAGUGUCGUCGACUCGUCGUCGUGGCUGGGCCGCAGGCCGCUGGGCGCUGGCUGGCAGGCUGAGACAGAAAUAGUUGUUUGUCUCUACGGCACUCCACUCAUGAGCCAGCAGCCCACGUGCGCACUGUUAUACGGUAUGGAAACAAGAUCCGUGUUGCCUCAUGCACCCAGAUGCGCAUUGCGGAUGGCUGAAGUGAAGUGA